Molecule: messenger RNA, 5536 nt
Organism: Physcomitrium patens
Lineage: Eukaryota; Viridiplantae; Streptophyta; Bryopsida; Funariales; Funariaceae
Source: RefSeq, a predicted model, not a curated record
GAGUGCGACCACGGAAUAUAAACUUGCUGGGGAGUUUAUUUAUUUCUUUAUUUUUGGGUAGAACAGGAAUUUUGGCGUAUAUCGUGAGUGUGGAACAUGGACAUUAUCUCAGUCGAAUGUCGAGACCGUUGUGAGGUAGCUACGAUGUGAUUGACCAGCUCGUGCCUGCAUCUGGUCACCAGGGCCGUCGUCUUCUUUGCAUGGUCUAGCUUUGACUUUGAGCUGAUCCUUCGCCACAUUUCAUUGGAUUGUGAGAAAAUGACCUAUGUUGCGUUUCGGCUUCGUGCUUCCAGCUUACGUUUGAGCUCUAAUUUUCGGAUCAGAAGUGUCCAAUUCAAUUUCAAUGUAUUCCUGAACUUGAGUUCGCGCUUAAUUUUAAAAGAGAAAUCAGGUUAUCGAAUCAACCUUCGUUCUUACUUCAGCGAGCUCAUUUACACAGUCUAAAAUCUAGGGUUCCAUUGUUUCGUAUCCAGAACCUGAACGAUCUGGCGCCUGUGGGUAUAUUUCUCUCGCUGUGCUAAAUUAGCAGUGCAUCUAAUCUAGCGUUCUUAUUGUUCACUCAGUUUAUUUCUGGAAGACAGGAGUUUGGCAAUGUAUAGUCACAAUGCAAUCAGAGGUGCGAAGUACAGUUUUAUUUUGAAAAUUUAGGUUGGAAGAAGGUGAAGUGGGAGUGUCUAGUGCGUACUGUGUGCUAAGUUAGGUCUAGCCUUAAGGAUUCAAAGUGUGGUAUGGGUACAGAUUUUGGCAAACAUGGGAGUGCUUCGUGAUGUAGAAUAAGUUUGUACAAUAAUACGUUUCCUGUCGCUCCAGAAGCCAUCCCUGUUUUCCCUCAGAGCGAGCAAAUGUUGUUUUCUGUAGCACUCAUAGGUGCGUCGCAUCGCAAGGAAAUACAACCUUGAAUUACAUGGUUUAUUUGAGAAGCAAUCCUACUUGGAAUUCGAUUCUACGAAUUUGAAAUAUGUGUCUUGAGGUUAGAGUAUCUGCGACUUCAACCAUUUUGGAGUAAAAUAAAUUGUUUGAUUUCUGAUAUUUUGAAAUAGUGCUGUGUCGUAGUUUUGACAAAUCAUCCAUUGUCUAAGGUUUUCUCCACAACCGAGGCUGAGACCAUUCAUAGUGAAGAAUUUGAAGGUGCAGGAUUUGCGGGGCGACUGGUCUCAACCAAUCGGGAGUGUUGUAUUUAAUUUUUUUAGAGAAACUGUUCAUUACUUGGAAGCCAAGACACUUCUUCUCCCAACUGCGACGAUAAUACACGUGACUUCAUGGGUUCUUCUGGAGGAUCGACAGAGCUGAAAAGCUCGUCAGCGUCACAUUCGAACUUCCUAGCGGGGUUGAUGCCGAAAAAGGAGAUUGGGGUCUCGCGGUUUCUUGAAGAGCAUCCUGAUUACGACGGGAGGGGCGUUAAGAUAGCAAUAUUUGAUUCUGGAGUAGAUCCAGCAGCCGCUGGUUUGCAAGUUACAACAGAUGGAAAGCCCAAGAUCAUUGACGUACUUGACUGCACUGGAAGUGGAGAUGUGGAUACUUCCUCUAUCGUGAAGGCAGACGCAGACGGGUUUAUUACUGGAGCUUCAGGGGCCCGGCUGCAAGUAAACAAAGAAUGGAAAAACCCAACAGGCGACUGGAGGGUGGGCUACAAGUUAGCUUUCUCGCUGUUCACAGAUACCCUCAUCAGUCGUCUCAAGGAAGAACGAAAAAAGAAGUGGGAUCAGAAGCAACGCGAGGUCCAAACUGAUGCACUUCGUCAACUUACAACCUUUGAUGCGAAGCAUCCCCACCCAACUGAGCCAUCGCUCAAGAAAGCCCGGGAGGAUCUUCAGAAUCGAGUUGAUCUUCUACAGAAACAAUCAGACAAUUACGAGGACAAUGGACCAAUUAUUGAUGCAGUAGUCUGGCAUGAUGGGGAUUUGUGGAGGGCUGCACUGGACACUCAAGACAUGGAAGUGGGAAAAGGGCGUGGAAAGCUAGCAGAUUGUAUUCCUUUGACUAAUUUCAGGGUUGAGCGCAAAUAUGGGAUCUUCACACAGAUAGACGCCUGCAGCUAUGUCUUAAAUAUUUUCGACAAUGGAAACGUACUCAGCAUUGUCACUGACUGCUCCCCUCAUGGGACACAUGUUGCCGGAAUCACUGCCGCUCACCAUCCUCAGGAACCACUGUUAAAUGGAGUAGCACCAGGUGCUCAGAUCGUCUCUUGCAAGAUUGGUGACACUCGACUUUAUGCAAGGGAGAUGGGCACUGGUCUAGUUCGCGCCCUCAAUGCAGUAGUUGAGAUGAAGUGCGAUCUCAUUAACAUGAGUUAUGGAGAGCCAACUACAUCGCCUAACUAUGGCCGUUUUAUCCGGCUAGCCGAGGAGGUGGUAAACAAACAUGGAGUGAUAUUCGUAUCUAGCGCUGGUAACAGUGGACCAUCAUUGACCACUGUAGGUGCUCCAGGUGGCACAUCAUCUUGUAUUUUGUCCAUCGGAGCGUUUGUAACUCCAUCAAUGGCAGUCUCAGCUCACUCUUUGGUUGAGGCAGUAUCUGAAGAGGGCAUCCAGUACACCUGGUCGAGCAGGGGACCUACAGCAGAUGGAGAUUUAGGUGUUGGUAUUAGUGCCCUUGGUGGUGCAGUAGCGCCUGUGCCCAAGUGGACUCUUCAACCACGCAUGUUGAUGAAUGGCACUUCUAUGUCUUCUCCCUGUGCUUGCGGCGGUGUUGCGUUGAUAUUGAGCUCGCUUAAGGCAGAGGGACUUGCAAUCAGCCCACAUGUGGUGAGGAAAGCGCUUGAAAAUACUGCAGCUCCAGUCCAUUCCGCACCUGAAGAUCAUCUUACAAUUGGUCGAGGCCUUUUGCAGGUUGAUAGGACAUAUGAGUAUCUCCAAAAAUGCAAGGACCUUCCACCUGUGUAUUACAAAGUGGAGGUUGUACGUGGCUCAAACUCAGGGGUCACUCUCCGAGGGGUGUAUUUAAGAGAGGCAUUUGACUGCCGACAAGCUAGUGAGUGGAACAUCACAGUCAAGCCCAUAUUUCCUGAAGAUGCUGACAAUCUUAAUUCAGUGGUACCCUUUGAAGAACGCGUGAAGUUGGAGAGCGGGAACCCAUCCUGGCUCAAAUGUCCUGAAUUUCUCUUACUUACCAACAAUGGACGCACCUUCAAUAUUGUGGUUGAUCCAACAACUUUAGAUGAUGGUCUUCACUACUCCGAAGUUGUGGGUAUCGACUCUGAAGCACCUUGGCGAGGGCCCCUUUUCAGAAUACCUGUGACUAUAUGCAAGCCUCUUGAGUUGAAAACUUUGCCACCAGUAGCAACUUUUUCAGAUUUGUCGCUUGUUGCAGGUGGGAUUGAGCGGAGGUUUAUAUCAGUUCCAGAGGGCACCACUUGGGCGGAAGCAAAAUUAAGAAUGACUAGCUUCGAUACUCCUCGGAGAGUCUAUGUGAAUGCUGGGCAAAUUGUUCCUAAGACAACCCCUAUUGUAUGGAGCACUCUUGUGAAUUUUCAAUCGCCUUCAUCGAAGUCUUUUGCAUUUCCAUUAAUAGGAGGAGUAACCAUGGAGCUUACAAUCGCCCAGUUUUGGUCCAGUGGCAAUGGUAGUCAUUUACCAGCUACUGCUGAUAUAGAGAUUGAAUAUCAUAGCUUACUCGCCAGUAACAACGAGGUGGUCUUUAAGGGUAGCGAGGCUACAGCUCGAGUGGAUGUAAGGGCAGCUCUUGGUACUGAACAGUUAUCUCCGUCUGCUACUUUAAACAAGAUUCGCAUCCCAUAUCGCCCUGUGGAAGCCAAGAUUGCGCCUUUAUCAGCGACAAGGGACAGAUUGACUGAUGGAAGGCAGAUUAAUGCUCUCACUUUGACAUAUAAAUUUUUUCUCCCAGAAGGUGGCGACGUGACCCCAAGGCUUCCUAUCUUGAACGAGCGCAUGUAUGACAUUGAAUUCGAGUCACAGUUUUACUUUCUCUGUGAUUCCAACAAGCGAGUACUCUCAAUUGGGGAUGUAACUCCGUUAACUGCAAGACUCUCUAAAGGAGACUACACACUGUUAUUUCACAUCAGGCAUGACAACACGAGGUACCUAGAAAAGCUGAAAAAGACAGUGAUAUUGCUUGAGCGCGAUCUGGAAGGCAAGAGUUCUAUAAAGCUUAGUUUUUCUUCCCAUAUCGAUGGAGCUAUAACAGGGGCAGAGCCAUUCACAAACGUGCAACUAGCUGCUGGAGAAUCACGGCCUUUCUACAUUGUCGCCCCAGCUGAUGAAAAGAUACCGAAGGAAGCGACGUUGGGUUCAGUGUUGCUGGGCGAGAUUACAUACGGGAAGGUUGAAAGUGAUAACUCCCCUGCACAGUCAACUAUCUCGUUUGUUGUGCCCCCACCACCUAAGGGUGAGGAGAAUCCAAAAGAGGAGGAUGAUACUAAAAAGACUGUUUCUCAAGCUCUGGAUGAAGAGGUGAGGAAUGCAAAAAUCAAAGUGCUUUCAAGUUUAUCCUUGGAAACAAAAGAAGAACUUGAAGACUGGGAGCGGCUUGCUGAUUCACUCAAGGUGAAUUAUCCCAAUUAUCUGCAACUCAUGGUAGAGAUAUUGAACAAGAUGUAUGGAUCCCAAGGCAUCGGAGAAGCAAAGUUCAGUGUUGCCAAGGUAAUUAAAGCGGCUGAUAAUGUGAUUCGUUUAGUGGACACUGGGGACCUCGCAAGAUAUUUCUCAAUGAAAAACGAGUCUGAAGAUGCGAAUGCUGCGAAAGUGCGAAAGGAGAUGGAAAAGAAACGAGAUUCAUUGGCAGAUGCUUUAUACAAAAAGGGUCUUGCUUUGAUUCAGCUGGAAGAGGAUCAAACAACCCAACAGAAAGAGGUUCACGAAGCCUCUUCAACUGAAGCUCUAGAUGGUGCAUCAACUUCUGUGAAGAACGAGAGCUCCCAACUGUCAGCUCCAAUAACCGACACUUUUGAAGAGACGUAUGCUGAGCUGCGGAAAUGGGCUGACAUUAAUUUGCCCAAGUAUCUUCUUCUAACUGUGAAACGAGAAAAGCGCAGUGGUCGUCUCGGAAAUGCUUUUAAGUUUUUGAACGACCUGAUCCAAGAUGAAAGCAAACCACCUCAGAAAAGUUUAUUUGAGCUACGCAUCAAACUGCUUGAAGAGCUUGAGUGGCCACACCUGGCUGAAUACGAACGCAAGUGGCAGAUUGUGCGCUUCCCUUCCUCAUACCCUCCUUUUUAGUGUCUUCGUUCUUUGGUCCUUUUUAGAUUGAGUUGAACAUUGUCACAAUCUACUGUCUUUUUGAAAGGAUGCCUGCAUCCUUCCGAAUUGUGCUGAUGGAUCUAAAAUUCAGGAAUGUAAUUCAUCGGUGAAUCUCUGGACCAUGUGUUUGCCUGAGCAUUUAUAUUUGCAGCCUCUAAUUCAACUGCGAUUGUUGGACACUACCCACUGUUUCUUUGAGCUGUUUCUUAUUUCUGAAUCUCAUGCUGUAGCAUUGGAAACUGAAAAGAGUGUUCAAGGAAUUUGCUAGUAUUUGGUUAGUUGCAUUGAACUCAUGGUAGCAAUACCCUUGCCAACAAUUAAUAAAAACUGUGAUUUGUUGA